Brienomyrus brachyistius is the source of this 2703-nucleotide messenger RNA. It is a transcript of the gene gab3, whose product is annotated as GRB2 associated binding protein 3. The record is from RefSeq and is a predicted model, not a curated record. Lineage: Eukaryota; Metazoa; Chordata; Actinopteri; Osteoglossiformes; Mormyridae. Bases 140 to 1843 code for a protein of 567 amino acids. The transcript is spliced from 12 exons.
AUGAAACUACAUAAUUCGAAAUUCAAAUUAGGUAUUUAUUUGUGUUACUUUAUUAUUGUGUUUAUUAUUAUUGUCAAAAAAUGUACAUUCUUGUUAUUACGAUUGCAAAUACAUCCACAAAUCAGAAUCAGACCAGAAAAUGAACAUCUGCCAAAUUAUGCAUAAAGAAGAAGCUCGGCUGAAACAAGCUUACACAUCACCAUACAGAAGACAUCUGAUGGCACUAGAGACAAAUUACGACAUCAGCAAGCAGUCACAGCAGACUCCUCAGGCAUGGAGGAGGCGGUGGUUCGUGCUACGUAGGGGCCGAAUGAGCGGCAAUCCUGACGUCCUAGAAUACUAUCGCAGCAAGAGUGCCAAGAAACCCAUCCGCACCAUUGACCUGCGGGAGUGUGAGGUCCAGAUGCCCGCUGAUUUGCAGCUUAUUAAGCGCAAUUUCCAGAACCAGCACCUGUUCCUAGUCAAAACCUCUUCCCGCAUCUUCUACUUGGUUGCCAAGACAGAGGAUGAAAUGAAAAACUGGAUACGCAAUAUUAGUCAAAUCUGCCAUUUUGAGAUACUGAAUGAUAGUGCAGACUCACUGGAUUCUGCCCAGCAACACUCACCUGCCCAGUCGCCGGGCACACUCCACACCGUCAGUGCGGACCUUCCACCUAACGCUGAUGCCCCGGAUGUGAACUGCAGCGACUCAGAAUCCAGCCCGCCGCUGGACUAUCUCUUUCUGUCACAGUGUAAGACAGGAAAGGUCCCGAUGACCAGAUGCAACAGCUGUUCAAACUCGGACAGAUCCAUAGAGUGCAGCUCUUCAGAAAACACCUUUGAAGAUUUUCCUUCCUCACCCCUCUGUUUAAACCCAUUUUCACCUUCGCUGCCAGUGGCCCCCACAGAGCCUCCCCUCAGUGCCUCCUCCUCUAUCUUGUCACAGAGUUGCCAUCCUUUUCCAGAUGUGUUCAAGUUUGACACUUUAUCCUCUGGCUUGAUGCUAAAUGGCUUCAUGGACAGCUUCACCCCUCCACCAAGGCCUCCAAAGCCCAGCCAGUAUAAUUUGGAGAGCGCGUGCCAUGUCACAGUAUCCAGGAGGACCUCACUGGUGGGGCUCGAUCAUUUCAGGAGAGGGGAAUUCGAAGGCAACUCAUUAAAAAGUUUGAAUAAAAGGCUCAGCCUUAAUUUGCCUUCCCUGCUUACGGUUCAUAGUCCUCAGUGGAUUGACUGCAAUGAAGACUCAUAUGUUCCCAUGGAUUCUCGGGUUUCCUCCCCUGUCUCCACUUUGGACAAUUCGUCAGAUGGAUACAUUCCAAUGAGUCCCACUUCUGUGAGCCUCACAUCUAGUAACAGAUCUGAGACCCCUCCCCCUAUCGUGCCACUGCGUGGCUUACCGUACGAAGUCGACCCACCUCCAGUCAAUCGGAAGCUCAAGCCUAGAAUGAGAGCAAGACCGCCGCCUCUUGACCUGCGGAGCCUUUCCACAAUCAGAGAAUCUGAAACACACUUGCCUCUGACAAGGACUCGAACAGAACCCAGCAGCUUUGCGCACCGUCUGCCACUGAACAACGAAGCAGCAAUGACUGGGCCUCCUGGAAGCCUGGACAACAGCUGCCUCUCAAAGGGCUUGAACCAACACUUCUUCCCAACAAAUGGAAAUGCAGUUCUCCCUUGGCUGAGAAGAGCGAGCCUUGACUAUCUUUCCCUGGACUUCAACUCUGCCUCUCCCUCGCCUGUCCAGAUGAAGCCCAUUUUUGCUGAUGAAGACAGAGUGGAUUAUGUACAAGUGGAUGAACAGAAGACACAAGCCCUGCAGAACACUAAAAUGGAGUGGAAGGAUGUCCGGCAGUCUAAAGUGUAAUGCAUUCUGGGGCACAAGAAGUAUAUGUUUCAUAUAUGGUACAUCAGCCGCAUGUGCUGUUCACCACAAUUGUGAUUACUUUGUAAUAAAAACAGUUAAAAUUCAUAUUUUCAAAAUAAGAGAAAUAUUGAAAUAUUUGUAUGCCGAUUCUGUGGCAGUAUAAUCACCGUACAUACAUUAUGGCUUAGAGCUGUACAAAAUUGCACGAUUAAAAGAAAAUUAACCUAAGAGAGACACUCGACACCGACUGUAGAUACAGUAUCACAAAAACCUAGCAGUGCGUGCCCUGUGAUAUGUAAAUCAAAUUCUAAAACAUAUAUAAUUUCACUGACAAGUCAUUCCAUCUCGUUCUUUCCCCCUUACCCAUCUCCUCCGAGUAGAAAAACUAGAUCUUAUCUACUUAAUUUCUGUUUGUGAGAGAUGAGAGCCAUUUGUGAGAAAGUCACAAAAGGCAGUGAUUAUAGUACAGUGCAUCUUCCAUCAUAAUCUGCUACAUCAGUUAAUGUAAUAGUACAUCAAUGGCAUAUUACUGUAACACUCAAACUCAAAUUCCCUUUAUAGCUAAGAACGUUUUCGGGUUUCUUUCAAUGUUUAGUGGUGCCUGCGGUUCACGAACACAAUCUGCUCCAGGAAAGUGGUCGUGAACCAAGACAAUUCUUCCCAUAAGAAAGUAUUGAAAUUCGAUUCAUUCGAUUAAUCCUACCAAAUAAUAAUUUUUGUUAAUUAAUUUUCUGGUUUUUAUAGUAAAAACGUUAUAGAAAACACAAUAUAGUGUGGCGAUGGGCGGACCGUGGCAUCGCGGGAGCAGAGAGACACAUGGGGACUUGCUUGCUGGGGAAAUCACGCUCCUUAUUAACAGU